AUGCAUUUCCUCCUCCUCGGCGCCACCGGACGAACCGGCCAGCACGUCGUGUCCGAAUUACUCUCCCAAGGCCACACUGCUGUGGCCCUCGUGCGUCCCUCUGCAUCUACCAACCUCACUGCCCGUCCGGGCCUCACCAUCGCUGUUGGUUCGCCGCUGUCAAAGGCCGACGUAGAAAACGCCCUCCACGCGGCCCCGUCGCUGACACCCUCGGCGGCCAUCAUCACCUUGAACACGGUCCGCAAGUCCGACAGCCCCUUCGCGCCGCAGCUCUCGCCUCCUCGAUUCCUAGCAGACUCGUGCGCCAAUGUCUGCGAUGUGUUGCAAGCCGCGGGCAUUUCUCGCGUCGUCGUCAUGUCCACGGCCGGUGUGGGCGAUUCGUGGGCCCAGCUCCCCUGGCUGACCAAGGCGUUCAUGCGGUGGACCAACGUCAAGUACGCGCUCGAGGAUCAUGGGCUUGUCGACGAGGAGAUCCGAAGGACCGAGAUGGAUUGGACCCUGGUGAGGGCUGUGAGGUUGCAAUUCGACGAUCCGCUGCCCCCGACCCAGAAGUUGAUCGACACAGCCAGAGACGUGCAGACGCUGGGUAAUAGGGGUGUGGGGAUGAGCAUGGCUGACAGCGUCAGGGUGGCAAAUGUGGCGAGAUUCCUGGUCAAGGUGACGGUCGAAGGACUCUUUGUCAGACAGGCAGUGGUUGUGAGGGAUUGA
Molecule: messenger RNA, 708 nt
Organism: Fonsecaea nubica
Lineage: Eukaryota; Fungi; Ascomycota; Eurotiomycetes; Chaetothyriales; Herpotrichiellaceae
Exons: 1
Coding region: 1-708 (235 amino acids)
Source: RefSeq, a predicted model, not a curated record